AUGACAACAAAAGAUUAAAGUGAGUGUAAUGACUGAAUUAGUUUUCUUGAAGAAAACUGUAUUUGUUUGAAGUAUUUCACAUUAAAAAAAUUAUAGGAUAGGAAAUCCAGGAAUAUGAAGAGAAGAAAUGCCGACAUUGGCAAACUACGGAGGCCGAUCAAGCGAACUAAAAUCACUGACGGUUUCUAUGGAAGUACAUUGCUGUAUUUGAAGUUCUUCAUACUAUGGGCUGUCGUCUUACUGGCUGAUUUCAUCCUGGAAUUCCGCUUUGAAUUUCUUUGGCCAUUUUGGCUUCUCCUCAGAAGUGUCUACGAUUCCUUUAAAUAUCAAGGCCUGGCAUUCUCAGUGUUUUUCGUGUGUAUUGCUGUUACCUCCGACAUGAUCUGUUUUUUCUUCAUACCAGUUCAGUGGCUGUUUUUUGCAGCAAGCACUUAUGUCUGGGUACAGUACGUUUGGCACACAGAGAAGGGAGUGUGUGUUCCCACAGUGGUGCUGUGGCUACUGUUUGUCUACAUGGAGGCAGCAGUCAGACUACGAGACUUGCGUCAUCUUCCGUUCCACCUGGACCUGUGUCGCCCAUUCGCUGCCCACUGUAUUGGCUACCCAGUCGUUACUCUAGGGUUUGGUUUCAAGAGCUAUGUUGGCUACAGAAUGAGACAGCGAAAACAGAGAGACGUGGCCAAGGAGAACGAGUUUUACAUGCAACUUUUACAGCAAGCACUGCCUAUUGAGCAGCAGCAGACUGUAUGCCACAACACAAGCCCUGAGAAGAGCAAAGGAAAUACUGCAAAUGAUGUUGUGACGUCCAAUGGUACCGUUCACAACAACUCUGCACAAGUGAAGAACAAUCACAGAAAGUCACUGGACAAAGGGGAGAGAGACAAAUCUACUUGCGCCGAGUCUGAAAACAAAACUGUAAAUAACAACAAAUCGUUUUCACACACAAACGGCGACAUUCACACAGAGCUGGAGUUCAUCGAGAGAAUCGGCUCAGUCAACGAUUUUGACGAAAACGAAGCAGAAAAGGAUAAAAGUUCGAAGUCUUACCAAAUUAAAUCUAAUUCAAAAUGGAGCAACCACCAAGCAAAGGAAAAUGCAGUUAACUGUCAGAGGGAACGAAAAAACAAAGCAAACAAGGAGAAUGCAGAACAUAACAUGACACAGAAAGAUGAUUAUUGUCAAAGGCUUGAAGCAGACGUAAAGCGUUUAAAAAUAGAUCUUCAGGCAAGUCGACAAACAGAGCAAGAACUACGUUGUCAAAUUAACUCUCUACUAGUUAGUGAGAAGAGUGCAAAAAGUGAACUUUGCCAACUUCAGCUUGACAAUGAUGAUUUGCAGUCAAAAGUUCACGGGCUGCUGUCUGCCAGGCAGAUGGACAAGCAGGCAAUUACGCAGCUGGAGCGUCGAGUGCAGGACGAGCGCAGACUGAGGUCCUCCACAGAGGCUCAACUGGCUGCUGAGCGCAAGGCUGCACGUGCCAUCUCGUCUCCACCCGCUAAGGGCGAGUGUACAGAGAACUGCCGAGCACGCAAACGAGACUUGGAGGCAGAGGCUAAACAACUCAGGCGAGAACUAAAAGUCAAAGAGGAGCGUUGCUUAGCUGCUGAAAGGGAAGUUCAGUGUUUGAGGCAGUACAAAGAAAGCCACAAUGAGUCAGAGAUACUCAUGUCCGCUCUGUCUGCUAUGCAAGACAAAAACGCACAUCUGGAGAACAGUCUCAGCGCAGAGACCCGCAUCAAGCUCGACCUCUUCUCUGCUCUCGGAGAGGCCAAGCGCCAGUUAGAAAUCAGAGAAAAUGUGAUACGACAGCAGGAACGUGAGAUGGAGGAGUUGAAAGGCAAGAUGGCACAGGUUCUUGCAGUAAUGCCUACAGAGACAUUCGGGCCGGCGCCGAGCUGCAACACCUCUAAAUUGCGACUGGCCGACAGUCCUACUCAGUCCACUCUGGAUCCCAACGCCACGGCGUACACUCCCAAAUCCUCCCACCUUGCGCCAGCCGCUGAGGCUUAACAGGUUGUGGCCGAUCGCCUAUUUCAAACUAGCCAAUGUUUUGUUGUGAAUUGUUGGCACUAACUGUGGAUGUUUGGUGUGCUCUGCCAAUAGACACUUCGAUUCAUAUUUAUUUAUUUAUUUAAAUUUCGAUUAAUUCAUUGUCAUUCUGAACGACUUGAGUGCGGUGAUUUAGCAUUCUACUUGAUCUUGAUUGUGGCUGCAAUACGGCAUUGCUCGAAAAGCCUCGAACCCAGUUAGUUAGUCGACUUAGAUAUUUGUUGUAGUGAAUUCACAAUUCAGCGACUUAAAAACUCGGGUUAAUUUUAUAGCGUACGUACCUUUAUUAGUUGUAAAUCUUAGAAUCGUCUGAGAUUGAAAAGGCUGAUGAUAUAUUUUAAUGAAUGUGAUAUUUCUUUUAUUUUAUACUAAUAAGUAGUUGUUUUUAUGUAAUUUAGUUUAAAACAUCUCGAUAUUGGAUCCGAUCUGUACCAUUAAGUGGUUCAGUUGUAAGCCAUCGAUCUAGACUAAAACUGAUGGCAUAAAAAAUUGCUUUAUGGUGAUUAGAUAUAAUUUUAAAUAGCUUUAUUUUAAGGUGUUUCUGUAUUUCAUCUACAAUAAAUGGUGUUCUGUGGGUUCCUCAUAUGAUAGACGUUAGCACCUCUUUCUGUUCCCAUCUUUUUAAAUGUUAUUUCUAAUUACAAAAAAAAUUACCUCAAACUUAAAAACUUAAUUUUAUCCUCAACAAAGUAAAAACACAAUAUUAUUUUAAUAAAAUUUAACUGAAUCAUAAAGUUGUGUUUUUGUUACCUUUCCUUCUAUUAAAAUGUAAAACUAAAAAAAAAUUUUUUGUGGAAAAGUUAACAACAGAAUUAAUAAUUUUCCCCUUAAAAAUAUAUUUUUGUGUAUUGAUUAUGUUGUUAACACUUCAUAACUUGAUAAUCCAUUUUAAACCAACUCAAAAUUAUUCUAUAACUCCCAUACAAAGAAUUAAUUAAACAUCACAUCUUGAUAAGUUUUAUCGUGUUAAUUUUAUAUGAGACACACCCUGGAGAACAGCUAACAUAUUAAUUUGGUUUAAAAUAGGUUAGUUUAUCAAUUCAAAUACAUUUUAAUUAUGGUUAAAAUCGCCAACUUAAAAGUGAACCAUUAUACAAACUAGCUUAAACAAUAUCUCAAGUUUUAACAUAUACUUUUCUCUAAAAGUAAACUUAAAAAACUAUUGACAUGUUUGUAAAUAUGAAAGUAGUUGUUGGUAUAAAUUUGGUAAUCAAAAUUAGGCUAAUCUAAUCAUAGUUUUGGAAUAAACAAAUUAAAAACACUUCUAGAUGAGCUAAGAUUGUUUUAGGUCUGUGGUUUUGAUUUAGGAGGUAGGUAAUUUGUAUUUUACCCAACAAAAUAGUGGACAAAAUACAUUUUAUUGCUUUUGAAUUAUAAACAUACUGUACAGAUACCGUACAUAGUUUACACUUAAUUUACAUUUAUUUAUCAUUAAAAAUUUAUUUUAAACAUCUGUUUUACAAUUUCCAAAUCUAUAAGAUAUCUCACUAAUUGAUGGGUAACACAUACUAUUGUAAAAAGUAAAUAAUUGUAUCUGGAAUACUACUAAGAUUCAUUCUGGACAUGAGAAAGAAAACUAAUGUGAUCAUCUACCAUUUUGAGUUGAUGUACCGGACGGCAUCUGUUUUAUUCUGAUUGUAAGUUUUAGCUUUAUUUACCAUCCCUGUGAAAAUGGAUUAUGUAAUUGUAUUUUGCUUUUCAUCUUUUUGACUCAACAACAUCUUAAAAGCUUGUUUUGUCAUAACAUUGAAGUGUGUUUUAGAUGCACUUCAGUUGUUUCUCCUGAGGUAAAAAGAAACUGUUAAAAUAAUUAUUUAGUGUCAAUUAUAUAUUUUAGAAUUCUUUACUUUUGGCAUUGAUAAAUAUGUUUAUUUUGGUUGACUGCUUUACGUUCCUGACUAAAAUGCAAUCAAAACCAUUACUUUAGAAUUGUAUUCUGUUUGGUGAAUAUUGUAUGAUUGUAUAGUUGGUGAAGGUUGAGAAACUCUUUAAAUACUGUGCACAAAGAAUAUUCAUUUCUGUGCAGACUUGUCACUUGUUUUAAAACUCAGACAUAUUACUCCUUAAACCAACAAUUUUCAGGUUUAUUUUAGUGGUAACUGACUUAAAUUGAAUAAGCAAAGACUGUCUGAUCCAAAUGGCAAAAUUAGCAGACA
Messenger RNA from Macrosteles quadrilineatus (aster leafhopper), 4205 nucleotides. RefSeq names its product macoilin. Gene Ontology annotation, cellular component: rough endoplasmic reticulum membrane. The record is from RefSeq and is a predicted model, not a curated record. The coding region runs from base 115 to 2010 and encodes 631 amino acids. Gene Ontology annotation, biological process: neuronal signal transduction. NCBI's taxonomy places the organism in Eukaryota, Metazoa, Arthropoda, Insecta, Hemiptera, Cicadellidae. The transcript has 14 exons.